This is a messenger RNA of Uranotaenia lowii, 1349 nucleotides long. Its product is annotated as alpha-tocopherol transfer protein-like. Gene Ontology annotation, cellular component: membrane. The transcript has 6 exons. The coding region runs from base 259 to 1185 and encodes 308 amino acids. Gene Ontology annotation, molecular function: phosphatidylinositol bisphosphate binding. Lineage: Eukaryota; Metazoa; Arthropoda; Insecta; Diptera; Culicidae. The record is from RefSeq and is a predicted model, not a curated record.
GGAACAGGUUUCGUUUCAGAGACCGGCCUACUGAUCACGAUUCUCUCUUGUUUUGUUUUCGUUAUUUUUUCUCAUUAAUUUGUGAGGCGUUUGUUGAACUCGUGUCGUGGACUGGACGAUCGCGCGUAGCCUACUUGCACCACCAAUCGCAAUCAAAAUUCAGUCCAGGUUAGUCGGACGAAUACGUCCAAAAGUUGUUGUUCCAAAUUAUUUGUACACGUUGUGAAUAUUUUGUUUUUCCGUCACCGGCAUCAGAAAAUGACACUUCAAUAUGACGAGGAUCAACGGCCUUACAUCGACUUCGGCGGGGACAUCCGGCUGGCGCUUGAUCUGAGCGACUAUCUGGACGAUGAAGCGACGAUGGCCAAAGCCCGAGAGGACAUACGCCAAACGCCAGAAGCAACGGCGGAAGGUUUGCGGGAGUUUCGUGAAUUGCUAAAAGGUGAGCCAGAUUUGAAAGUUCCUAACGAUGAUGAGUAUCUCUUACAAUUUUUACGACCAACUAAAUUCUACGCCAAAAGUGCAUUCGAAUUGAUUAAAGGAUACUACAAAAUCAAGGCCAAGAAAGGCUUCAUUGUGGACAACAUCUCGGCCAGUGCUGUAUCGGUGGCUCUCGAGGAGCGUAUCGUACAGGUGUUUCCUCGGCGUGAUCAGCACGGAAGAAGGAUCAUUUUCUUACAGAUGGGAGCGGCCUGGAACUGUAGCAAGGUACCAUUUCCGGAAAUGAUUCGGGCAGUCCACACAGUCGUAACGCUGGUCCAAAUGGAGCCCCGAACGCAACUGCACGGAGUGGUUUACAUAACAAACUUCGACAGUCUGAGUUUGUCCCAGCUGGGGCAGUUCACCCCGAAAUUUAUGAAGAACAUGCUGGACUACGGCCAGAAGUGCUCCCCGAUGCGGCUCAAGGGCAUCAAUCUCAUAAACAAUUCCCGAAUUUUUAACAUCCUCUUCAAGAUGAGUAAACCCUUUCUCGGGCAGAAGUGGGGCAAUAGGAUUUUUAUGCACGGAAGCGAUUUGACGGCAUUGCACAAACAAAUUGAUCCUAGCUGUUUGCCGCCGUGGCUUGGAGGAAGUUGUGAUUUUGCUGCGUACGACGGGAAAUUGCUGGUUGAAUUUAUGAACCACUAUCGAAGCAGGUUCGAUGAGCUAAAUUCGUACGGAUAUGUUGAUGACAUAACAACCUAAACAUAAAAAAAUUGUGCUGUGCUAACAACAAAUUUAAUGUAUUUGGAUUAUAAAAUUCGGACUCGUCAAUCUCAACUUUUUUAUUUACACUAUAGAUACACAUAUACUAAGUAUAGUGAUGAAAAAGCUCAAUAAAUUCAAUGAAACGAGAAUUUUUUAAAUAA